AUGAUUUCUUCUGACAAGAUGGGUGAACCUACCGAGGACUAUCUGUUUGAUGAUACCCUUGGCAAAGAAACAACUAUCUAUGUCAUUGAUACAGGUUUCGAUACAUCAAAGCCGGAUUUAGCAAGCACAGACCGAAAGGUGGAGACUUAUGUUGUCCCUAAUGAUCUGACGCUUUUGGGUGUCCCAAAAAAUCAGCGAAAGCCAGAAGACCUCACCGAUUGGGGUCGCCAUGGAACCUCAGUCGCCUCCGUUGCUGGAGGCGUAAUCCGAGGAGUGGCCUCCAAAGCGGAUCUGUACCUGGUAAAAUACAAGAGUGCAUACGACAAGCCAGACGCGAAUGGCAAUGUUAAAGAGGAACGCAAAAAUGCACCACUCGCUGCGAUGGAAAAUGCCUUUAUUAAUGUUAUACACCACAGAAAGAAUUCGAAUCAAGGAAAGGCGAUUGUCAAUAUGUCAUGGGGUUCAAAGGUUUCGGUCAAGGACUUCGCCGCUCGAAAGAAAAGUCUCGAAGAUUUUAUUUCAGAACUAGAGCAGCUUGAUGUGGUGGUGGUUAUUGCAGCGGGGAAUUCAAAUAAGGAAAAACUUGAAGAGCGCAUUCCACAGAGCAUGGGCACAGAUUCCAACAGUAUUAUCACUGUCGGUGGUGGAUCUCUGACUGGAUUUGCGCAGUCGGAAAACCUCGAAAUGGACGUUCCUUUUGUGGGAGUGAGAAAGGUUCACGGGACCAGUUACUCUGCUCCAGCUGUCGUAAGUUUUCGCAAAUUCCAGACACUUACAAUGAGCUUUGGGAUAGUGCCAAUAUGA
Messenger RNA from Penicillium hordei, 804 nucleotides. Its product is annotated as subtilisin-like protein. Gene Ontology annotation, biological process: proteolysis. The transcript is spliced from 3 exons. The coding region runs from base 1 to 804 and encodes 267 amino acids. NCBI's taxonomy places the organism in Eukaryota, Fungi, Ascomycota, Eurotiomycetes, Eurotiales, Aspergillaceae. The record is from RefSeq and is a predicted model, not a curated record. Gene Ontology annotation, molecular function: serine-type endopeptidase activity.